AUGACAAUACCUGCUACAAGUGCGUCUGUAGAACAAAGUUUUUCUGUACUAAAGCAGAUUAAAAACUUUGUCAGAAAUUCCACAAGUCAGGAGAUGCUAGCUAACUUAGCAAUUUUAUCAAUUGAAAAGGAACUUAUUAAAGAAAUGUCUGAAAAUACCAGUUUUUAUGAGUCUGUCAUAAAUGAGUUUGCCAAGGAUGACACAAUAAUAGAGCUGCACUACAAGUAA
This is a messenger RNA of Diabrotica balteata, 228 nucleotides long. The record is from the annotation of a GenBank genome assembly. Lineage: Eukaryota; Metazoa; Arthropoda; Insecta; Coleoptera; Chrysomelidae.